Molecule: messenger RNA, 1626 nt
Organism: Suncus etruscus (white-toothed pygmy shrew)
Lineage: Eukaryota; Metazoa; Chordata; Mammalia; Eulipotyphla; Soricidae
Gene: DPEP1
Product: dipeptidase 1
Exons: 11
Coding region: 335-1567 (410 amino acids)
Biological process (GO): proteolysis
Molecular function (GO): metallodipeptidase activity
Source: RefSeq, a predicted model, not a curated record
CCUAGUCAUGCACUGAGGGAGCUGCAGGAGGGAAGCAGACAAACAUCCCCCCUCAGACAGACCCCAGCUCAACUCCACACUGGGUCACAGGAGGGGAGCUGUGAGGGAGCAGGAGAAACCAGAGAAAGGAGAACCAGCUGUCUGGAGGGGACGGCUCCCGGCCCCACUCCUGGGGACGUGCUGGGAGGACACGGCUGUGCAUCAAGGAAGCUGCAAGAGAGAAGCAGACGGACCCCCCACACAUCAGACCCUACCCAGACUUCCCGCUCCAGCGGGGGCUGCUCUUGGCUAUCCAGCUGGACACGGAGCACAACUGGCAAGCCUAACGACCACCAUGCACCUCGCCUGCUGGCUCUGGAUCCUUGUGGCCAUUUGUGCUGCUGAUGAGUUCAGGGAGAAGGCGCAGAAUAUCAUGAGGAACACACCGGUCAUCGAUGGACACAACGACCUGCCGUGGCAGCUGCUGAAGCAAUUUAACAACCGACUGCAGGACCCCAGGGCUGACCUGAACCGCCUGGAGAACACACACACCAACAUCCCCAAGCUUAGGGCCGGCUUUGUGGGUGGCCAGUUCUGGUCUGCGUACACCCCCUGCGAUACUCAGAACAAAGAUGCUGUGAAGAGGACCUUGGAGCAGAUCGAUGUAAUCCACCGCAUGUGUGGCUUGUACCCCGAAACCUUUGCCUGUGUCACCAGCAGCGCAGGUCUCAAGGAGGCCUUCCAGAAAGGCAAAGUGGCCAGCCUGGUGGGCGUGGAGGGUGGCCACUCCCUGGACAGCAGUCUGGGGGUGCUGCGGUCACUCUACCAUCUGGGUAUGCGCUACAUGACACUGACCCACAGCUGCAACACACCCUGGGCCGACAACUGGCUGGUAGAUGACGGGUCUGACAAGGCCCAGAGCAAUGGCCUGUCUCCCUUUGGGCAGAGCGUGGUAAGGGAGAUGAACCGGCUGGGCGUCAUUGUGGACCUGGCCCACGUGUCCCUGGCCACCAUGCAGGCAGCCCUGCAACUGUCCAAAGCCCCAGUCAUCUUCAGCCACUCUUCAGCCUUCUCUGUGUGUCCCCACCGCCGCAAUGUGCCAGACAACGUGCUGCAGCUAGUGAAGCAGAAGGGUGGCCUGGUGAUGGUGAACUUCUACAAUGAUUAUGUUUCCUGCCAGAAGGAAGCCAACUUAUCCCAGGUGGCAGACCAUCUGGACCACAUCAAGAAGGUGGCAGGACCCAACGCUGUGGGCUUUGGUGGGGACUUUGACGGGGUUUCCAGGCUGCCUUCGGGCCUAGAGGACGUGUCCAAGUACCCAGACCUUAUUGCUGAGCUGUUACGGAGAGGAUGGACGGAAACAGAGGUGCAGGGAGCCCUAGCAUUGAACUUGCUCAGAGUCUUUCAGGAUGUAGAGCGGGUGAGUGACCACACCCAGCCCCCUGAGGAGGAGCCCAUUUCCCUGGACAAGCUGGAGGCUUCCUGCAGGACCAACUAUGGCUACUCCGCUGCCCCCCACACCAACCAUCUGUCAGGGGUCCUAUUGGCCUCUCUCGGGCUCCUCCUUCUCAGCCUGUAUGUGCUGUGAUGUCCAGGAGCUCCCACACCAGGGCCUGCUCACCAGGCAUACAGUGGGCCCACAAUAAA